This is a messenger RNA of Mesocricetus auratus (golden hamster), 1281 nucleotides long. RefSeq names its product polycomb group ring finger 1 (gene Pcgf1). Bases 400 to 1179 code for a protein of 259 amino acids. Gene Ontology annotation, biological process: negative regulation of transcription by RNA polymerase II. NCBI's taxonomy places the organism in Eukaryota, Metazoa, Chordata, Mammalia, Rodentia, Cricetidae. Gene Ontology annotation, cellular component: PRC1 complex. Gene Ontology annotation, molecular function: promoter-specific chromatin binding. The record is from RefSeq and is a predicted model, not a curated record. The transcript has 9 exons.
GAACCCGGGGUCGGAGGCGAGGUCGCGUCCCGGGUCUCCCACUCUGCGGAGCAGCAGCGGGCGGCGAUCGCCCGGCCCCGGGGUCGGAGGGCACAGGCUAUCUAUCCAUCACAAACUCCUCAAGUUGGUCCAGAGGCCGGCUGCGCGCUGAGGGAAGUACGCCCCUGGGGGCGUGCAAUGCCGGGACUCGGCCCCACAGCCCCCCCAACUCACUAACGACCACGGGGAUGGGGGGGCCAGGGGGCUCAGGUGAGCACACGGGGAGAGAGAGAGAGAAGGGGUGAGGGCGGGGUGUGCCGGAACAUAGCCAAUCCGGAGAAGUUGAGGCCCGCGUUGCUAUGAGACAAGUCCCGCCCCGCAGGCGGUACCGGAAGUGGCGGGCUGGGAUCAGCCUUUAAGAUGGCGUCUCCUCAGGGGGGCCAGAUUGCGAUCGCGAUGAGGCUUCGGAACCAGCUCCAGUCAGUGUACAAGAUGGACCCGCUACGGAAUGAGGAGGAGGUCCGGGUGAAGAUCAAAGACCUGAAUGAACACAUUGUUUGCUGCCUGUGCGCCGGCUACUUCGUGGAUGCCACCACCAUCACAGAGUGUCUCCACACCUUCUGCAAAAGUUGUAUUGUGAAGUACCUGCAGACCAGCAAGUACUGCCCCAUGUGCAACAUCAAGAUUCACGAGACGCAGCCGCUGCUCAACCUCAAGCUGGAUCGGGUCAUGCAGGACAUAGUGUAUAAGCUAGUACCAGGCUUGCAAGACAGUGAAGAGAAACGGAUUCGGGAAUUCUAUCAGUCCCGAGGCUUGGACAGAGUCACCCAGCCCAGUGGGGAAGAGCCAGCCCUGAGCAACCUUGGCCUCCCUUUCAGCAGCUUUGACCACUCCAAAGCCCACUAUUACCGCUAUGAUGAGCAGCUGAGCCUAUGCCUGGAGCGGCUGAGUUCUGGCAAAGACAAGAAUAAAAAUGUCCUUCAGAACAAAUAUGUCCGAUGCUCUGUUAGAGCUGAGGUACGCCAUCUCCGGAGGGUUCUGUGUCACCGCCUAAUGCUAAAUCCGCAACAUGUACAGCUCCUUUUUGACAAUGAGGUUCUCCCUGAUCACAUGACAAUGAAGCAGCUAUGGCUGUCCCGAUGGUUCGGCAAGCCAUCCCCUUUGCUUUUACAAUACAGUGUGAAAGAGAAGAGGAGGUAGGGGCCAGCCAGGCUUGCCUCCACCCCCUUCCCACCCCUCCCCAGAUAUUUAUGUAAAAUUAACUGUGGCUUUAUUUUUUGAAAUAAAAGCUUUUAAAAAGCA